UCAGCCCCACCAAUGGGGCGGCCGACAGGACCGUCAACGAGCGUCACCAAUCGGAACCAGUGCCGUAGCCAGUGGAUCCGGUUGUCGCAGGAUGCUAAAGGAACCGUUGUCAAAGGGUGACCCACAGGAUAGCGACGGUGAAGAUGAUAGUGCGUCGGUGCAGAGUGACGACCGGGAAUCGUCCUCGGGCACGGUCAGUGAUUGCUCGGUCGAUGAGAUCCCGGUGUGGAUUAAGGGUGAACAGCGGUGGAUCUCGGGCGUGACGGAGGACACGACGUGUGAAGACUUGAUCGAGGUGCUACUACAACAGGAUCUACCCCAGCAACAACCCGGAGCUGGGACGGCGUCGACGGAUUACUGCAUCACCGAACGGUGGCGACAGGUCGAGCAGGUGUUGGACCGGGGGACGAAGAUCUGGCAGAUCUGGACCGCAUGGGGCAAAGCGCAACCGGAGGUGAAAUUUAUUCUCCGCCGAGUUGAUGGCUCACAUGGCCCAGGUGCCGCGAAAGGAGCAGGGGCCACCGGCGCCCCAACGACGACGACGACGACGACGGGGACGGGUGCCGUCGAGCGAGACCGGGACAGUGGUCGGGGAAGCCCGACGGGAAGCAUCAACAGUGCGAUCGUGCGUCGCAAACGGCACCGGGCCCAGAAGUCGACCUUCGCCUGGAUGACGCACGGCCAGACGAUCCACCCGAAGUCGUCGAAAACGUCGAUCGAGCGCCUGAUGAAGUUGAUCCUUGAGCAGGGUGACAUCAUCCAGCAGCAGCUGUCAAAGUUACGCGACCGAGAGAUGCAGAUCAGCUCGAUCGAGGAGGAGCGCCACCGGUUGCGGGAACGGGAGCACGGCAAGAACUAUCUGCUCGAGACGUACCUGAAGGGGCUCUCGGAGGCGACCGAAACGGACCCGAAUGCGCUCGACAGUGGCAUCACGUCGGAGGCCACCACGACGGCCUCACCCGAGAUGGACUUUGCCCCGGAACACGACUCCGAUCUGGCAUCGGCCGACGACUCGGCCUGUGUGAAGGAACAGAUCAAACUGCUGGAGAAGAUCGUCUCGCUAAACAAACAGAUCCAGCGCGAGGAAGAGUCUGCCGUGAAGCUGUUCGAGCGUGUCCGACGCUACCAGCUAGAGGAUCCUCCUCCCGAUCAGACCAAGCACCAGCUGGAGGAGGCACUGGCGAAGCUAAACACCACCAUCGAGCAGGAUACGGCUGAGCUGCGUCUGAUCGACGAAAGUCUACACCAGUCCGAUGAGUUGCUGCGCGAGAAGACCGAACUGCUGCGAAGUCUGGCCGAGGAGUUGCUCGGCCAGGAAGAAGACGAUGGCCCCAAAGUGAUCAUGGAUUUCUCGCAACCCAACCCGGUGCUGCGAGUCGACCGGGGUCCAAUCGAUCACCAUCCACCACUGCCGCACACCACGGGGACGAUCAGACCGGGGAUGAAACAUAGCUACCCGCUCUAUCCGAUCGCUGAGAAUCCACCGCCGGCCCGGGGAUUGCCACCACCGAUUGCCGUUGGUCCGGGUGAACCGGCGAAGAUCGUUAUCGCUAGCAGUACGUUGCCAAGGAAUUUCCAGCGCCCGGUGAUGACGGUUCCGGUGCCAGCUCCGAUGAGCCCCGUUCCGGACACGACCACUAUCUCCGUGCAUCAGAUCAAUAAGUUUAUCCAGUGUAGCAACAACCUGGGCACCAACUGCAAUAGCAACAAGGACGACAAGAUGUGCCCGAAGCAACUGUUCCAUUCGGCCGUCUCGUCCGCCGCCGAGUGUCAAUCGUCUCCGCCGGUGACACAGCCCCAGCAGGGACUCCGGGAGGACCUCACCAUCAUGGGAACGCUUGUGUAGGAAGGAAACAACAAAGCAGAGCUAAAGAGAAGAGUAUACAAUACGUGUUAAGGAUGAAGCAAACCUUUCGCAACCAAAUCGUACGAAACCGAAGAAUUAGAACACAGCAAGGUAGUGUUCUGUAAAUUGCGCGAAGAACGGAGCAUAACGUUUAGUCGGUAGGCUUAUUAAGAGACAGACACGGGACAAAGAGGGAAGCGAGACGAAACAAAAUAUUUAACUAACACGUUAACUAAAGCUACACACUAUACAAUUGUUUUCUAUAUUAGUUCGUAUAGGCGUAUGACCCCUUUGUUUGUUCUGAAAGCAUCAUUCGAGAGAGCCUUAUAUUUUGCCGUCGCUUAGAGUAACACACCGUUUGUUAGCUAGUCAACUGGUAAGAUUUCAAAGCAUUUCCGAGUAAACGAUGGCUUUUUUGUUGUGGUCAGGCGGCCUGGAUGUCCCUGGAGGCAUAUACCGGCGACAGCUCGAAGAGGGCCACUAUAUUUAAUCCCAAAUCGUAGAAGCUCGCACUCUUUCCCGAUAGCACCGAUAUUUUGGUUGGGGUUCGAGCAAAUAAGAAGUUGUUAAACGUUUAUCUGUAAGCCAAACAAAGGGCAAAG
Anopheles bellator is the source of this 2448-nucleotide messenger RNA. RefSeq names its product ras association domain-containing protein 10. Lineage: Eukaryota; Metazoa; Arthropoda; Insecta; Diptera; Culicidae. Bases 92 to 1846 code for a protein of 584 amino acids. The transcript has 3 exons. The record is from RefSeq and is a predicted model, not a curated record. Gene Ontology annotation, biological process: signal transduction.